CACAACAGCCCGUCUGUCGUAUUCGGGUGCCACCCACCGUUGCUCAAGCCUCAAGCCCCAGGACUGCCGGUCGGUUCCUGUGUGGAGAGUGUAACGGCACGGAUCACCUAUUCUGUGGCCCCUGGCCGUUUGUGAACUGGUCCCUGGGACACUGGGACGGGCAGUCUAAUUGACUUGAUCCCGGUUGCUUUACCUGUCCUUGUCCUUCUCGGUCCAAUUAACCUUUCCGAAGCUUCCCUCCUACUACUUCUCGACGAAGACACACGUACACGAAGACACAUACACACAACCCGAUAAACAACGCGUCAAAGACUCGACGGACCAUACCGAGCCAACGCUUCCUCCCCCACGAUACCCUCACAUCGCGAAAGCUACCCAAAUCCAAAGACCCAGCGCCGCCAACAAGAUGGUCUCAACACGAUCCUCCUCCCGCGCCCUCUCAACCGGCCCCGAAGCCUCCCCAACCAUCCCCUCAAAAGCCCGCGCCGUCGUAACCGCCGCAACAACCACGCCCGAAAACAAGUCCACCCCGCAAGGCUGGUCCCACGCGCCGACAUCCCUCACCUGCUUCUGGCUCCUCGUCUCCCUGCCCCUCGUCAUCUGGGACACGGGCUACGUCCUCCUCCGCCCCUGGACGAUGCCCGGCGGCCACCUCCACUGGCCCGUCUGGGCGCCCUACAAGCUCUACGGCGAGGUCGACCACGUGUACGGGUGGAAGGCGUUCAACGCCGGCAACGGCUUCACCUCUGCGCAGGGCGCGCUGAACGCCGUCGAGACGAUCAUGUAUCUCGCCUACUACUGGCUGUACUUCUCGCGGGGACGCGCCGUUGACGGGCCGGCUGGGUUGAAGAAGGUUGUUGGUGGAAAGGCGGGCGCGUUGGCUAUUGUUAUUGGGUUCAGCGCGGCUGUUAUGACGUUGAGCAAGACGGUGUUGUACUGGGCGAAUGAGUACUUCUCUGGCUUUGACAACAUUGGCCACAACCCCCCUCUGGACCUCCUCUUCCUCUGGAUCAUUCCCAACGGCGCAUGGCUCCUCGGCUCAGGCUACAUGAUCCUCUCCAUGGGUGGCGAGAUCGUCGACGGGCUGGCCCUCGCGUCAAAGACGACCAAGACUGAGUAAUAGCCGUUUGCUGGUAUUUGCGACGCAGCGUUGAAAUCUCAGACUCUCGUAUGAUCGCAUCCGCACAGGCACAACCAGGUGCCUUUAUUCUGUGCAUUCAGCGCUGUAAAAAGCGCGAGCAUUGCGCGAGCAUGCCAGCCGUAGAUGGAGGCCCGGAACCUGAGUUGUAAGGCAACGGUAAAUAUAGGACAAGGAUAAAUGGACAUAUGCAGUAAUUUUUGAAAUGAUAACAGC
Colletotrichum scovillei is the source of this 1354-nucleotide messenger RNA. RefSeq lists its product as uncharacterized. The coding region runs from base 407 to 1120 and encodes 237 amino acids. NCBI's taxonomy places the organism in Eukaryota, Fungi, Ascomycota, Sordariomycetes, Glomerellales, Glomerellaceae. The transcript is spliced from 3 exons. The record is from RefSeq and is a predicted model, not a curated record.